AUGGCGGUGUUUCUCGAUCCCGAUACUAAGCGUCGUAUGCCAUUGAAUUGUGAGCUUGUACUUGACCUACUUAAUAACGGGGAAUGCUCGGAUAUUGAUAUCGAUGAGGCCGACGAGGAUUUUUGUCCACAACCAGGUGCUACUGAAGAUGAUGCCCAUGAAAAGGAAUCUCCUCUCUCACCAGACUCAAAAAAGAGUUAUUCUAGUUUAGUUCGUAAAGACCAUGAAGGUGAUGGUCCAUCAAAAACAAAUAAACAGAAGAAAUGUAGGAAAUUCAAAAAGAAACCUAAACAAAACACACAAUUAAAAGUUAAGAUUGGACAACGUCGACGCAUUUGA
Messenger RNA from Parnassius mnemosyne (clouded apollo), 339 nucleotides. The record is from the annotation of a GenBank genome assembly. NCBI's taxonomy places the organism in Eukaryota, Metazoa, Arthropoda, Insecta, Lepidoptera, Papilionidae.